AAUAACAAAAAUGUUUUUAAUGCUAUUUUAAAUGAGGAUCAAACAGAUGAUAUUGAGUUGGAUAACUUUCAAGAUUGUACAAAUUUCGAAAAGAAAGUAAAAAUGGCUUUAUAUAAUGCUAUAAAUUAUUAUUGGCAAGUACUAUCAAAAGAAGAAAUAUUAGCUAUAUUACUUGAUUCUCAGUGUAAAAUGUUAAAUUUUGUUUCAGAAUCUUUAAAAGCUAAAACUUACAAUUCAUUGCAUAAAGUAUAUAAGCAAUAUCAAAAUCAACCUAAUAUACAACCUAUUAAACAACUAUUAUAA
This is a messenger RNA of Racocetra fulgida, 303 nucleotides long. The record is from the annotation of a GenBank genome assembly. Lineage: Eukaryota; Fungi; Glomeromycota; Glomeromycetes; Diversisporales; Gigasporaceae.